This is a messenger RNA of Cryptomeria japonica (Japanese cedar), 3782 nucleotides long. RefSeq names its product L-type lectin-domain containing receptor kinase IX.1-like. The transcript has 2 exons. Bases 433 to 2361 code for a protein of 642 amino acids. Lineage: Eukaryota; Viridiplantae; Streptophyta; Pinopsida; Cupressales; Cupressaceae. Gene Ontology annotation, biological process: protein phosphorylation. The record is from RefSeq and is a predicted model, not a curated record. Gene Ontology annotation, molecular function: protein kinase activity; ATP binding.
AUGGUCUACACGGAAGUCUUCUGAAGGAGAUAUCCAGGGAAUACUUCCAUGAAAAUGAUUGGUUCUUUUUCGCCUCGAGUUCUUAAAAUUAGGAUAGCCAUUUCGAUUGAUUUUACAAGAGUUUGAAAAUUUUCGGGAAACCCCGUCCCCAGUUCAGACGAAUCCCUGCGUUGAACCGAUUUCAGUCACUCUCAACAAUCAUUCAAAUUGACUGUUCGAUCUGCUGUCGAAAGCUUCUGACAACAAAUAUAAACAAAGAUCCUCGUAGACAUUAAUCCUCUUUACCCUUUACUAAGUUUUGCUUUUGAAAGCUUCUGGCCAGAAAGAAAAACAAAAACAAUUUACAGUCUCUUAGUAGAGCAUAAUCCUCUUGAUCAAUUUCAUCAAUUGGCUUUUAAAGGCAAGUAAUAUGUACCCACUUCAUCAGUUUGAAUGAUUUUACAGUGUUUUCUGUCCUCUGUCCCCAUGUUUCAAACCACGUGGAAACUGGUAUUUCUAUCUUUCCUCCUCCUCUGUAUUGCUGCUAAAGUCCAAGGGCAAGAUGGAACAUCCAAUAUUACAGGCUACAGCUGCUCUGAUCGCCCAGCACCAUGUUAUACAUAUGCUUUUUAUAAAGCCCAAGCUCCUAGUUACAUAAAUUUGAAGACCAUCGCUGAUUUGUUUCUUGUUACCCCAUCAAUUAUAGCAACAGCCAAUGGUUUGCCUGAUGAUACCUCUUCUUUAGCUGAAGGGCAAACUUUGCUUAUUCCCAUUACAUGUGCAUGCGUUGGAAAGUAUUCCCAGGCCAACAUAACCUUCGUGAUACCGCCUGGUGGUACCUUUUGGAAGAUAUCAACAGAGAACUUUGAAUAUUUGACCACAUAUCAGGCUUUAGAAAUUGCAAAUCCUACUUUGGUACCAGAAAAUAUCACUAUUGGUACUCCGGGUACCUUUCCAAUCAGGUGUCAGUGUCCAUCCAAAGCCCAAAUUAGUAAUGGGAUCAAUAUGCAGAUAACAUAUGUUGUACAGAAAGCAGAUACUCUGAAAUCCAUCAGUGAAAAUUUUGGUGCAAAUCUCGAGAAUUUAAAGUCUGCAAAUGGUAUGUCGUCAAAUUUAAUUUUUCUAAAUACUACCCUCUUGAUUCCUGUUUCUGAAAAGCCAACAUUAGUUCAAUCUCCUUCCCCUGCACUCUCACAGUCACCAUCUCCGUCCUCAAGUACAAAACUAUUUCUCGGUAUUGGAUUUGGCAUUGUGGCUUGCAUCGUAAGUGCCACUGCCCUGUGGGUCUACUUUCGCUUUCACAAAAGAAAAAGAGCUGCAUCCAUCGCUGGUCAAAAGCUAGCAGGCGUGGAUCUUGAAAAGCUUCUGCAACACAUUCCGCGACGGUUUAAGAUGGAUGAUCUAAUAGCUGGAACGAACAAUUUCAACGAAGCCCAAAAGCUUGGGCAGGGAGGAUUUGGGGGAGUGUACAAAUGCAAUCUUGCUCAAACAAAUGAGAUUGUGGCGGUAAAGCGCAUCUCAGAAGGUUCAAGGCAAGGGAUUAAGGAAUUCAUCUCAGAAGUGAGUAUAGUUAGUCGUUUGAGACAUAGGAAUCUUGUUCAACUCUUAGGAUGGUGCCAUGAGCAAGACCAGUUGCUUUUGGUCUACGAAUAUAUGUCUAAUGGAAGCCUAGACAGACAUAUUUUCCCCAAAAGAGGAGAAGAAGAAGAACGCCAUGUGCUGCAAUGGAGUAUCAGGUAUAAAAUAGCUUGUGAAAUGGCGAGUGCACUGUUGUACCUUCAUGAAGAAUGGGAUGAAUGUGUUGUGCACAGAGAUGUAAAAUCCAGUAAUGUUCUGCUGGAUAGCAAUUUCAGCGCAAAAAUUGGGGAUUUUGGAUUAGCACGCAUGCUGAUGCAUGAGCGUCUACAUCAGACCACCCGAGCUGCAGGGACAUUGGGAUAUUUGGCCCCUGAAUGUGUGGCAUCUGGAAAAACGAGUCCUCAAUCUGAUGUUUACAGCUAUGGAGCUGUGGCUCUGGAAAUAGCAUCUGGCAAGAAAGCAAUAGAUGUGAGUUUGGUAGAUUUCGACAUGCGGCUUGUAGCGUGGGCAUGGGAUCUCUAUGGUGGAGGUAGACUAUUGGAGGGUGCAGAUGUGAGAUUAAAAGGAGAGUUUGAAAAGGAAGAAAUGGAACGAUUGAUAGUAGUGGGGUUGUGGUGUUCUCAUCCUGAUGAGGCUAGUCGCCCCAAAAUGAGGCAAGUGCUGAGGUUAUUGAACUUUGAAGUUGCAGCACCCAUUCUACCACCUGCAAUGCCUGUACCAUCAUAUGCUUGCACUUCAUUUACCAUCAAGUCCUCCCUUCCAGUGGUAUCACACUCUCUUCCAACCACUUUGAGUCCAAGAUAGAUCUAUCUCUAAUUUCAAGGUCAACCAUGGUGAUUUGGUGAAACUGGAAGGAUUUUGUAUCAGUACUGAAGGUAAAUCUUUCUUAGUUUAUGAGUAUGCAGAGAAUGCUUCUCUCAAUUGCUGGCUCCAUGAUCCUGAAUCCAUUCCGAAGCAGACUGCUUCUACUUUGAGCUCUACUUUUUUUUCAUGGAAGAUCAGAUUGCAAAUUGCCUUGGAUGUUGCCAGUGGGCUUCAAUUCAUUCACGAGCAUGCAACCCCUAUUGUUGUGCACAAAGGUGUGAAAAGUAGCAAUGUUCUCUUGGAUGGAAGUUUCAGGGCUUAAAUUGCAAAUUUUGGAAUGGCGAAAUCAGGGAUAAAUGUUCUUACAAGACACAUAGCUGAUAGCAGGCACGCAGGGAUACAUGGCUCCAGAAUAUGUUGCAGAUCCACUGUUGACCCCAAGCUUCACGUGUUUGCAUUUGGAGUUGUGCUGCGAGAGCUGAUUUCUGGAAAAGAAGCCACCGUGCGUGAAGGGGGAGUUCCAUUAGCAGGGAGGGCAGGUCUUCUUUGGAACCCAAUUAAACCCCUUAUGGAAGAGGUGGACAGAGAAGUGGAACUGAAAAAGUGGAUUGAUCCAAACCUUGAAGGUGUUUGUCCCGAUGAUAGUGCUCUUUGCAAUGUCUCUUGGUAUAAUAAUGAUUGACAAGUAGGCAAACCCUUGCUCAGUUCAUAUUCAAUCUAUUUAAUUUUUUCAAAUUAUUUUUUAUUGAUCAUAGAUUUAGAUGAUACAUCAAGAACAUGCCACAAAUGUGGUAGAAUGGUUUUCCAAUCAAUCUUGAGACCAUAAGUACCAGUCCCAAUGCUUCCUUUGUCAAGAACCUAUAUCUAAAAGGUCGUGGGGUCAACUAUAGUCAAUAACACACAUUCUCUAGACUGUGGCUGCACUGAAAUAUUAAUACUUUUCCAAUUCUCUAUCAAGGUAAUUUGGAAGCAACCAAACCCAUUACAGUAGUGUGGCAGGUAGAUUUUUCAUAAAAGAAUCUUAGCGCCUUCCUCCAACAAUUUUGUAGCUCGAUUGAAGGAUGGUAGGAAAGAAUCUCAAUAUUGUGAAGGGUCCCUCCCUUGAAAAUGAAAGAAACUGGUGUGCACUCUGCAAGACGUUGCAACUGGUGGCUUUCAGACGAGUAACGUUGAUUAGCAGAGAGUUGUAUGAGAAACUUGAGACCUGUUAUUCACCUGCAGUUGUGGAAAUGAAUGCGAUGCUCCUCUCUCUGAAUGUGGAGUUCUGUUUGCACACAAGAAAAAAGUUGGAGUCUCCACAAUUCAAUCCCUUGAUGUUAUCUUUCAUAAUGGCACACGUUUAUCAUUGUUAGAAAUCAUCAAAGAGAGAAUGUUUGCAUAAUUCUUCUUUAUUGAAUUUUACAUAUAAAAUUUUAUUUUUU